Molecule: messenger RNA, 3311 nt
Organism: Durio zibethinus
Lineage: Eukaryota; Viridiplantae; Streptophyta; Magnoliopsida; Malvales; Malvaceae
Source: RefSeq, a predicted model, not a curated record
AUUUUUUUUCUCUAUUGCUAUUUGCUUUUCCACAAUCUCUCCAUCUAUCUCUCCUUCUUCGCAAAAGAAAAAUUUUGCCCUUUUUCAUCAUAGGGUCUAACUCUGUAAUCUGUAAUAUAUGGAAAAAAAUAAUAAAAUAAACUGUAAUUUUCCCAGAUAUCGUCUUCAUUACUCAAAGUUUUUCCACUGCCACCGUAUACCAUUCAACAUCUUAGCCAAUAGAUUUGUAUGUUAUCUAAUCUAAUACUAGUACUAUAUAUCAAAUAAGCUUUUUUUGGGUUAUUUUUUUAAAUAAAGAUUAAAUAUUUAAGUAUAAUUAUACAGAUAGGGUUGCCAUGCUUUUGAAUGUGUGCCUCAAGUAACAGCUGUGAAGGCCGUUUCUUUCCUUUUGCUUUAGUAGUCAAGACCUCCAAAACAAAGGUGUGGGAGGCCUUAAGCUUUAGAGAAGAAAGAAAGGAAAGAACCCAAAAAAUACAGACAACUGGGUAGUAUUUUUUUUUCCUUUGACAUAUCUUUGCUUCCCUUUCUCUCUCUUAAACCGCCUAGCUACAUGCGCUACUUAAAUUGGCAAAGGCUUUAAAGUUGGUGAGUAGGUUAGGAAGGGCAACUUUUCCUUUUUCUCACUUGGGUCUUCGGUUAAAGUAAGCGAGGGAAUUCUGGUGUUUUCCAAAUGGUUAAAGCAGGUUUAUAGCUCAAUCCCACUGUCACAGUUUUCUCUUUUCAUCUCUCUCUCUUCUUCUUCUUCAGUACUUCUUCCUUGUGGGAAAACAAACAUAUCUUCUUUUGGAGCAUAUUUCUCAUCUGGGUCUUGCAUAAAUUUCCUCUUUUUGGAUUGGUUUGGGUAAUAGUUUCAUACAAAGAUAGCACCUUUUGUUGAUAUUAAACGUGUGUACUUAUAUAUGUGCAUAGAGUUAAAAUUCAAAAGCUUUUUUUUUUUUUUUUUGGGUUCUUGUUCUCCCGUUCCCUGAGUUAAUUUAGAGGUUUUGAUAUAUUCUUCUUCUUCCUCCUUUUCGAUGCGUUCUUUUGAUAUUGUUAACAUAAGGUCAGAAGUUAUAAAAAUCACAUAGUUUCAAUCAUUUAGGAACUAGUACUUAUUUAUCAAACCGAUCAGUUUAUUUUCUUCGUCUUUUGUUUUUCUAGUUCAAGGAAUAUCAGAUCUCAAACAGGCUUAUGGUUUCUGUUAUAUAGAGAAGCUAACUGGGAUAUGAGUAAUUGGCUGCUAGAUAAAGUGGAUUAUUUCAUACAAAGAGAAAGAAGAUAGCAUCUGCCACAUCAAAGAAAAAGGGAAAAGAAGCAAUGAAUAAGAGUAAUCUGGGCUCCGUCAGCAGCUCUGAUCUCAUCGAUGCAAAGCUUGAAGAGCAUCAGCUAUGUGGAUCCAAGCAGUGCCCUGGUUGCGGACACAAGCUUGAAGGAAAGCCGGACUGGUUAGGUCUACCAGCUGGAGUGAAAUUUGAUCCGACAGAUCAAGAACUGAUAGAACACCUUGAAGCAAAAGUAGUAGCUAAAGACAUGAAGUCUCACCCUUUGAUAGAUGAGUUCAUUCCUACUAUUGAAGGAGAAGAUGGGAUUUGUUAUACCCAUCCUGAGAAACUCCCAGGAGUAACCAGAGAUGGGUUGAGCAGGCAUUUCUUCCACAGACCAUCAAAGGCCUACACAACUGGGACAAGAAAAAGAAGGAAAAUACAAACCGAAUGUGACUUACAAGGUGGAGAAACAAGAUGGCAUAAGACAGGCAAGACAAGGCCAGUCAUGGUCAAUGGCAAACAAAAAGGGUGCAAGAAAAUCCUAGUUCUUUACACAAAUUUUGGCAAGAAUCGAAAACCCGAAAAAACCAAUUGGGUCAUGCACCAAUAUCAUCUUGGUCAGCACGAGGAAGAGAAAGAAGGAGAGCUUGUGGUGUCAAAGAUAUUUUAUCAGACUCAACCAAGGCAGUGCAACUGGUCUGAUCGAAGUGCAACAACUGUUGAAGGAAGCAAUGUCGACCCUAAUAGCAGAAGAGAUAGUGGCAGUGGAAGUUGUUCUUCAAAGGAACAAGUAAUCCCUCUUAGAGAUGAAAUAUCUGGGGCUGGGGUUGCUGCUGCUUUAUCAAGCUAUGCCGGUGCCAUUGAUAUCCAACAAUUAAAAUCUGAUCAUUUCAGUUUCACCCCAUUUCGGAAAAGCUUCGACGAGGUGGGGAUAGGAGAAGCUUCAGAGGCAAGCGAAGCCCCAGCUCAAGGCACGUGCGAAGAGAUACCGGAGCAUCAUCCACAGCCACAUCAUAUGGCCCAUGAUCAUCACCAUCACGAUCACCAUCAUCAUCAUCAUCAUCAGCAGCAGCAACAACAGCAGCAUCCCACACAUCAUCAGAUUGCUACUACAGCAUUUCACAUUAGCAGGCCUUCACAUUCCAUUUCCACCAUCAUCUCUCCACCUCCCCUCCACCACACCUCCAUCAUCCUUGAUGAGGACUCCUUUCAUGUCUCCAGAAUAAUGCUUCAAAAUGAAAGUUUCCAGCAGCAACAACAACAGCAACAGCAACAUCAUAAACUGCAAGGAAGGUCUGCAUCAGGUUUGGAAGAACUAAUAAUGGGUUGCACUUCAACUGAUACAAAAGAAGAGUCAUCCAUCACAAACCCACAAGAGGCUGAAUGGUUGAAGUAUUCCUCCUUCUGGCCUGACCCUGACAACCAGGAUCAUCAUGGGUAGAAGCAAAAAGUUUAGACAAACAAAGGAAACCUUACAAGACAUCAUUAUUAUCAUCAUCAUUACUACUUUAAACCUAGCUCUGGUGAAGUUCUUUUCAAGGGAGAGAGGCCAAGAAACCAUCUACUACUAUAGUUUGCUCUUUUUCUUUCUUUUCUAAUUAAUGUGGGAAGGGGAACUGGUUUAUGACUCUCAAAUUCUCUCAAGUCUCAACUGAACUAACCGUACAACAGUCCAUGUUGGAAAGAAAGAGAAAGAACAAAAGCAAAAAUAAGAAAGAAAGAAGGAAAGAAAAAUAAAGAAAAGAAAAGAAACCAGGAAAAAGGCUGCUCUCUACUGACAAAUAGAAGGAGAACCAAAGACCCAAAGCAAAAUCCAGUCCUGCAUGAAAAUCAUCACCAUUAUGAUUACAAUAUCAUCUUUAUGGCUAUUCUUUUUAUUUUAUUAUUUCGAGGCUCUUGUAUAAUUUAUUUUCUUUGUUCUUUACGAAGAAAAAUACAAAGAGUUUGUGCAAAUUGCAACAAAUACUUUGUUAAUUGUGUUGUUGUUAGUCACCUUUUCUAGUAAAAUAUGUAUGGAUUAGGGGGCUCACGAUUUUCCUUUAUAUAUAGAAAUGAAAAUAUUGGUUA